Molecule: messenger RNA, 2311 nt
Organism: Quercus lobata
Lineage: Eukaryota; Viridiplantae; Streptophyta; Magnoliopsida; Fagales; Fagaceae
Product: eukaryotic translation initiation factor 4B2-like
Exons: 3
Coding region: 267-1943 (558 amino acids)
Molecular function (GO): mRNA binding; translation initiation factor activity
Source: RefSeq, a predicted model, not a curated record
CUCUCUCACUCACUCAAAAAAACGAACCACCAAACAAUUUCUUCUCUCUCUCUCACACACACAAACACACAACUGUGACCCCUCUUCUUCGCAUGCUCUCGGAGCUCCGGCUCCAAUAACGGAGCCCCGCUCUCGAAAAAAAAACAACCCAAAAAAAAAAAAAAAAACCAAACCCAUUUUCUCAUUUCUCAAUUUUAUUAUUAGAUCCCAAACUUUUUCCAUUUUAUUAUUUUCUCUCUCUUUCUCUCAGAUCUUGAACUUCGAAAAUGACGACGAAUCCAUGGGGGAUCGGAACUUGGGCCGCCGACGCGGAGCAAGCGGAAGCCGAGGAGAAAGAAGCGGAGGCGGCGGCGGCGGCGGCUUUGGCAAAAGCCACGGCUACUGCCACGAUAGCGGAGUCUUCGUCUCAGAGCUUUCCGAGUCUCAGGGAAGCCGUGACCGCCAAGCCCAAGAAGAAGAAAAUGACCCUGUCGGAGUUCAGUCAAUUCACCCCCACGCCUACCGGGUCUCGCGGCGGCGGCGGCGGCGGAGCGGGGGAAUAUGCUCGGUUAACUCACGACGAGAUGCUUCGGCUGCCGACUGGGCCGAAAGAGCGCUCGGCGGAGGAAAUGCAGUAUGGGCACGGUAGGCUUGGGGGUGGGUUUAGAGAUUACGGGACCCGGUCUGUGUCGGGUCGGGGCAGGGACCGCGAUGAGGACGGGUCGUGGGGAGGCGGCGGCGGCGGUGGUGGUAAUCGUAGACAGUACGGUGGAUUUGACGAAGAGCGUAGAGGACCGCCUUCUAGGGUUUCGGAUUUUGAUCAACCUUCGAGGGCUGACGAAGUUGAUAACUGGGCAUCAACGAAGAAACCGCUUCCUUCGGUCGAUUCGGGUCGGCAGAACCGGUACGCGUCGCUCGGAGGGGGGUCUAGGGCUGACGAGGUUGAUAAUUGGGCAAAUACGAAAAAGCCCCUUGCUGUUGCUCCGCCUCCUGCUGCUUCUGCUUCUAGAUCCCCAUUCGGGUCAGGGUUUCGCGACUCGGGUCAAGAACCCGAUCGAUGGGCUAGAGGGGUAGGGUUUCCCGAGCGGGAACAACGGGAACGGCCGAGAUUGGUAUUGGAUCCUCCGAAAGGGGAUUCGGGUAGUUUGGACGGAGCUUCUCCGGUGAAAUCGAAUAAGCCGAGCCCGUUCGGGGCGGCGAGGCCGAGGGAAGAGGUGUUGGCUGAGAAGGGUUUGGAUUGGAAGAAGAUGGAGAAUGAAAUUGAGGCCAAGAAAGGGAGCACGCCCACGAGUGCACAUUCGAGCAGGCCUUCGAGUGCACAGUCUAACCGGUCUGAAGGUCAGGGAUUGCAGGCGUUUGAGAAUGUGGUGAAGCCGAGGCUGAAGGUGAACCCUUUUGGGGAUGCCAAGCCUAGGGAGGUCUUGCUCGAGGAGCGAGGCAAGGAUUGGCGAAAGAUUGAGUUUGAAUUGGAGCACCGCAGCGUUGACAGGCCUGAAACAGAGGAGGAAAAGAUAUUGAAAGAAGAAAUAGAUUGUUUAAAGAAGGAACUUGGAACAGAAUCUACCACAAAAGAAAACAGGGAAUCUAUGCAAGAGUCUGGUGGAGACCAGUCCAGUUUACCUGAUAAAAUAAGUCGCAAAGAGAAGGAAUUGGAAACACUGACUCGUGAAUUGGAUGACAAAACUCGCUUUGGGCAGAAAGCUGUUGAGAGGCCUGGGUCUGGAGCGGGCAGGCCUGGGUCUGGAGCUGGCAGGGUGACUGGUUUUGCUGAGAGGCCGCCUUCUCAAUCUGGAUCAUUUGAGGAAAUGAGAAGUACAGAGUUUAUGGAUAGGCCUCGAUCACGCGGUGCAGGGGAUAUGUGGUCAAGGCCUGCUGAUGAAAGAAGAUCAUUUGGAGGUGGCAGGGAUAGAGGAUUUCUAGGCAGCAGAGACUUUGGCAGGUCAACUUCAAGGGAAAGGUGGUGAAGAACAGUUUGCGUGGAUUCGUUGAAAUACCUUCACUUUUGACAGACGGAACCAAAAUAAUAUUUUCUCACUUUUUCUUGGUUUUCUUCAUUUUGCUCUGGGGAGUCGGAGCAAACAAUUCUUGAGUACUGGCACUGGCACUGGGAACUCAUGCUUUAAUCUGUUACAUUUUGAAACUAUGUAAAAUCGCAUUUUUUGGGUCUGUUUUAAAUCAACAUUGAGCCUGUAUUGUUCAUACGACUCAAUUUUUAUCGAACACUAUGGGACUCAGUAGUUUAUUUUUGUGACAGUCAUUUUGAGUGUUAUACAGUUAAUUGGUUAUUGUGCAGGAGGAUGUUGAUUAGUGUUAUACAGUUAGUUUUGUUCUA